AUGUUCUCCGUUGGCAAGUUCUCGUACCUCUUUGUUGUUUUUGCCGCCCUCUUUAUUGCGGCUGUCUCUGCGGCCCCGGCGGAGGUCGUCAAGCAGGGCCCUAGCCGUGGCGAUUGGGCCUACCCCCCCCACGGCUGGAAGGACGAAGAGCCGGGUACCGUCCUCAAGACGCGCAAGGUUGUCCCCCACGAGCUCGGCAUUUUUAAGAUCAAUGCUACCGGAUACCAGACUCUCUACCGCACGUCUGCCCAAAACUCGUCCGAGCCGAUGGCUACCAUCAUGACGGUUCUCGUGCCCAACAACGCCUCGAUGGACAAGGUUGUUAUCGCCAACACCCCUGAGGAUGCCGCAGCGUACAAGUGUGGCCCUAGCACUGCUCUUGAGCACUCGGACCUGGUCAACUUCGAGGGUAUUAUUGCCCGCUUCGAGAUGCUCCUGAACAACCUGUAUCUUCAGAAAGGCUACGUCGUGGUGAUUCCCGACUACGAGGGUCCCCAGGCUGCUUUCGGUGUAGGUCCUAUCGCUGGUCACGCUGUGUUGGACUCGGCGCGUGCCGCCCGCAACAUGAACGAACUGGACCUUCCCGGUGAUGUCAAGUUUGUCGCGAUCGGUUACUCUGGCGGUGCCAUCGCCACGGGCUGGGCUGUCCAGGUGCACCCCUCAUACGCUUCGGACGUCAACCUGGUCGGCGCUACGCUGGGUGGUACACCUACUGACCUUCUUGCUCUGAUUGAACACAUUGACGGUACCGCCUCUGCUGGUAUUAUUGUUCUUGGUGCUGCUGGUCUCCUCAACGGCAACCCGGAGAUCCGCGACUCGGCCUACAACAAGAUGACCAAGGAUGGUAUCAACGCCAUCACCUGGGCCUCGAAGAAUUGUGCCGCAAUCUCAUCGGUCCCCUUCGCCUUCCAGAAGUUCCAGUCGAAGAAAUACCUAAAGGGUGGCAAGAACAUGCGCGACAUCCCUUUGUUCAAGAACCUUCUGGACUCCUACACCAUGGCCCAAUCGAACUCCGAAGGUCCUACCGCCCCCAUCUACAUGUUCCACGCCAAGACCGACGAGAUCAUUCCUUACAGCAAUGCCAAGAAAACCGCUCAGUCGUGGUGCCAGAAGGGUGCCAAUAUUGAGUUCCAGACUCAGACCUUCCCUACGACGCACAUUGCUGCGUACAUUGCCACCUUUGCGAACAUGGUGAAGUUUGUCGAGGCCCGCUUUGCCGGCAAGGAAUUCCACGACGGCGGCUGUGAGUUCAGCACUACUGGCUCGCCUGCCUUCAACCUGGAUGACGACAUCGCGCUCAUCGGCGACAUUGUCGACGACGUGAAGACCCUCUUCGGUGAGGCUACUCACGAGAACUAA
Malassezia japonica is the source of this 1359-nucleotide messenger RNA. RefSeq lists its product as uncharacterized. Gene Ontology annotation, biological process: lipid catabolic process. The record is from RefSeq and is a predicted model, not a curated record. The transcript has a single exon. The coding region runs from base 1 to 1359 and encodes 452 amino acids. Gene Ontology annotation, molecular function: triacylglycerol lipase activity. Lineage: Eukaryota; Fungi; Basidiomycota; Malasseziomycetes; Malasseziales; Malasseziaceae.